AUGGUGGAAGUACCAACUGAGCUAACAGGCUUAGACCUUAAACUAGCCAAGCAGCCUAAAACUACACUCUUGAAACAAAUCGACAAGAAGUUCCUCAAUACUACUACUACUACUACACCCAGUGGUUUUGAUGCUAUAAUCUUUAUUAUAGUGAGUGACACGAGACUUGCAAAGAUCCAAGAAGACAUUGAAAAAAAUAUAGGAAUUUCAGAUGAAAAAAGGAAGAAGAAAAAAAUUGAUGAAAAAGCUAUAGACAUCUUCACCAUACUGCACAGAAAAAAGUUUCUGUUAUUGUUAGAUGAUAUAUGGGAGCCAGUGGACCUUGCAAAUUUUGGGGUUCCUCUUCCAAAUAGAGAAAAUGGGUCAAAGGAGAAGAACAUUAGUAGCCCCAUUAUAGCUCAACCCAGUAGUAGGAAAUAUGAUGUAAAACUCAAAGCUGCUGCUCGUGAUUCUUUCAAGAAGAAACGCGAAAGUGCUCUUAGGAUCUUAACAAGAUCCUCCAUGAGGAUGUCAGAUAAGGGAGAAAUUAUAGAAGAUGAGGUUGAUAAGAUGAGCAGAAUAUAG
This is a messenger RNA of Ricinus communis (castor bean), 564 nucleotides long. RefSeq names its product probable disease resistance protein At4g14610. The coding region runs from base 1 to 564 and encodes 187 amino acids. The record is from RefSeq and is a predicted model, not a curated record. The transcript has 2 exons. Lineage: Eukaryota; Viridiplantae; Streptophyta; Magnoliopsida; Malpighiales; Euphorbiaceae. Gene Ontology annotation, molecular function: ADP binding.